Carassius carassius (crucian carp) is the source of this 1495-nucleotide messenger RNA. It is a transcript of the gene ppm1ka, whose product is annotated as protein phosphatase, Mg2+/Mn2+ dependent 1Ka. Gene Ontology annotation, molecular function: cation binding; protein serine/threonine phosphatase activity. The record is from RefSeq and is a predicted model, not a curated record. NCBI's taxonomy places the organism in Eukaryota, Metazoa, Chordata, Actinopteri, Cypriniformes, Cyprinidae. The transcript is spliced from 7 exons. The coding region runs from base 135 to 1205 and encodes 356 amino acids. Gene Ontology annotation, biological process: protein dephosphorylation.
AACUAGUCGACACACUUUAACUUAAUUUGUGUCACUCCAGCUGGACAGGAGACCGAGUCUGACACCGACAACUUUUCAAACUAAAUGAUAAACCUGCUUAUUUGUAGCAGGAGUCCCGUCUGAGGAUCAUCUCGAUGUCCGUCUCAGUGGCCUCAGUGUCCCGUCUGCUCCGAUGCAGUCUGUCCUCGGUGGGCCGGAGCACCAGCGGGGGGGUCCGGUGGAGCAGCACUCGUCUGGACGUUGAUGGAAGCGGACGUCCAGCCACGUGGGACUCGUUCGGUAUCUGGGAUAACCGGAUAGAGGAGCCCAUCCUGCUGCCUCCCAGCAUCCGCUAUGGGACCCCCAUCCCACAAAUCAGCCUGUCCAAGGUGGGCUGCGCCUCCCACAUCGGCCGCCGACGCGACAACGAAGACCGCUUCCAGACCAGCAGACUCACGCAUGACAUCCUCUUCUUCGCUCUGUUCGACGGACACGGAGGACCACAGGCCGCGGACUUCUGUCACAAACACAUGGAGCAGCACAUCCGGGAUUGUUUGGAGGUGGAAACAGAUUUACAAGCAGUUGUAUCUAAAGCGUUCCUGCAAGUGGACGCAGCUUUGGCUGCGGAGCUGCAGAUGUACGGCAACGCCUCCCUCAUGAUGGUGGGCACGACGGCGACGGUGGCGCUGUUACGAGACGGGAUCGAGCUGGUCGUCGGCAGCGUCGGAGACAGUCGAGCUCUUCUGUGCAGGAAGGGAAAAGUGCGCAAACUCACCGACGACCACACGCCAGAGAGGAAAGAUGAGAAACACAGAAUUCGUCAGAGUGGUGGGUUUGUGACCUGGAAUAGCGUCGGUCAGGCAAACGUUAACGGCCGGUUGGCAAUGACCCGCAGCAUCGGAGACUUCGACCUGAAGAAGAGCGGCGUGAUCGCAGAACCAGAGACCACUCGAACUCUAUUGCAUCACGCUCACGACUCUUUCCUGGUUCUCACCACCGACGGCAUCAACUUCAUCAUGACCAACGAGGAGAUCUGUGAUGUCAUCAACCAGUGCCACGACCCCACCGAAGCGGCAAACGUCAUCGCUGAGCAGGCUCUGCAGUACGGCUCGGAAGACAACAGCACAGCCAUUGUCGUCCCAUUUGGAGCCUGGGGAAAACAUCAGAAUGGCGAAUAUACGUACAACAUGAGCCGAAACUUUGCCUCCAUCGGCCGCUGGUCCUAACGGUGGUCAAAAGAUCAUCUCAACAAGAAAAAAAAAAAACUCCCAUUAACAACCUGUUCUCAUAGUAAACAAAAGUCCAUCUGUAUGAACACCAGUCUGAAGAUCAAAAAAACAACUGUUCUUCUGCAACUCUCCAUCCUAAGCGAGAGUAAAAGUGGUAGAUUAUUAUUUAUUGUUAGGGAACAUUCAUUGCGUUAAAUAAUUACGUCAUUCUUUCACGAAACAUAAGAAGAUUGAAUUAUGUGUAUGUAAUUAUGUCAACACUAAAUAAGGCCCAUCAAACAAAAGUU